Molecule: messenger RNA, 1500 nt
Organism: Colletotrichum navitas
Lineage: Eukaryota; Fungi; Ascomycota; Sordariomycetes; Glomerellales; Glomerellaceae
Product: cytochrome P450
Exons: 5
Coding region: 1-1500 (499 amino acids)
Molecular function (GO): oxidoreductase activity, acting on paired donors, with incorporation or reduction of molecular oxygen; heme binding; iron ion binding
Source: RefSeq, a predicted model, not a curated record
AUGACAUCUUUUUCGGCCUUGCUUCUCCUUGGAGCUGGUUUCGCAGCUCUGGGUUUACUAUUAAGAUGCAUCUAUCUUUUGUACAUCCAUCCACUAGCUAAAUACCCAGGCCCUGCACUUGCUGGCGUCUCCUAUCUAUGGUAUGCCAGUAAGUGGCUCAAGGGGAGAUACCCUUGGGCUGUAGAAGAGCUUUUCAACAAGUACGAGUCCGAGAUUGUUCGCGUUGGGCCAAAUGAGCUUGCAUUCAGAUCACCAGAAGCCCAGCACGACAUAUACAUGGCAACAGUUCGUAACCGCGAGACAUUCUUAAAGACGGAUAUUCAAGAUCUGGGAGGCGGUGAGCCUGGCAUCACUGCCGAGCGAGACCCGGAAAAGCACCGCGUGCUUGCCAAGCAGCUCACCCCCGCCUUCUCCCCUCGGGCAAUGUACGCCCAAGAGACCCAUGUCCAUCGAUAUGUAGACCUUCUUGUCGAGCAGUUGGCCAAGCAUGGGGGCACCAGCGCCGACGGCGUCAACAUGACCGAGUGGUUUGACUGGCUCGUAUGUGAUAUUGCCGGUUACAUGGCUUGGAGUCACGAGUUUGAAAAUUUAAAAUACGCCACACCCUGCUUUUACUUCCGAGAGUCGAUCAAAGUUGGUCUCUUUGGUACGGUUCGGCAAGUGCUGAAGAAGUUCCCGCUUCUCUACCCCCUGUCGCCUUUCUUCGUGCCUAAGUCUGUGUCCAAAACCAUUCCAACCUGGGUCAGAUUGAACGCAGAUAUCGUUUCGCAGCGUCUUCUAAAGCGUCAGGAGCUUCAAGGGAACGAUUACUUCUCGUGGCUUCUUCGCAAUGACGAGAAGUUACAGUCAACAGAGUGGUUGGUCGCGCAGUCCAACGUCUUAGUCGGAGCGGGCUUCGACCCCCUAACCAACGUUCUUACAUCGGCGCUCUUCUAUCUAUGCAAGACACCUCGUGCACUUGACCGACUCUCUCAGGAGAUCAGAGGGGAGUUUAGCAGCUAUUCCGACAUCAAGGCCGAGAAGCUACAAACCAAAAGAUAUCUCCAGGGUGUCAUCGACGAAGCUAUGCGAAUCCACACACCUGCCGCAUUUGGCCUUCCAAGACACAGCCCUGGAGCGCUUGUGGACGGCGAAUACAUUCCAAAGGGCGUUAUCGUGCAAAACGCCCAAUUUGCGGCUACGCACAGCCCCAAGUAUUUCCUCAAUCCUAGAGAGUUCUGGCCGGAGCGUUUCCUGCCCGAAGGCCAUGAGUGGUAUGACAAGAGAUUCAGCCUUCACGACAACUCCAAAGUCUUCAAACCAUUCUCGCAAGGACCCAGAGCUUGUCCCGGCCGAGAAAUCGGUAUGAUGCAAGCCCGCGUCACUUUGGCGAAACUGGUUUGGACGUAUGACAUGGAGCUGCUCAAUCCCGAAACUGAUUGGGAUAGGGAUAUCAAACUGUUUUUUAUCUAUGACAGACCAAGAGUACAGGUCAGGUUUCAUAGGCGCUCGCAAUUGUAG